GCAGCGGAGCGCGGAGGGGCAGCGGAGCGCUCCGUGUGUGCCCCAGCUGCCGCCGCUCCUCCCGCGGCAGCCGAGCGGGUGGUGCCGGUGUGAGCUCCGCACGGGAGGGCUUUUCCCUCCAUUUCUGACAAGUGCAAGGCGACGCCGUCCUCUGGCAGAGUGCUGAGCUUAGUAGAGAUCGCUAAAGUGCAGCUGGGGUUGCCCAGGCUGAUAUGUGGACCUCAACUCAAUGGUUUUUGUUUGGUUUCUUUUUUCCCUUUUUUUUCCUCUCCUUCUUGCCCCCUUAGCACUCCAUCAAUCUCGUUAAUACGUCUUCAAGAUUCAGAGCUCAAGUAGAUAAAUGUUGCUGAUUCGGAGCUCUGGUGGACAGUUAGUGUCACUACAGUAGCGAUUUACUCAUUAAAGAAAAAGUGACUGUGCUCACUUACCAAGCGCAUCUUAGCCACUGGAUUCAAUGGUGCUUUUUCUGCUGGGUGAAGAGCUAAGUAUUACAAGUGUAUUUCAUAAGUAGGUAGCUGUAAAUUGUAGUCCUUACUGUUGAAGCCUCUUUCUUGAGUGGAAUGUUGAGCUCUAAAAUGCCUCUCUACAAACAGCAGACUGUCCUACCGGCUACAGCACUGAAGCAUUGGUGACAGUGAUGCAGCUGUUAGAAUUGAGUUAGUAACAGUUGUUAUGUAUGAGACACAUGACACCUGGAUAUGCACCUAAGCAUGCAUAGUACAGUUAGUCUUCAUUCACAAAAAACUUGGUUGUGUCAGUGCUUCACAAAACAUACUAUGGAAACCUAUUGAGUGGUGUUAAUGACACUAGUGUGUUGGAAUUUGUUUCAUUGCUCUGUCUUGAGCUGGGUGCUUUGCUAGUUUUAGAUUAUUAGGCUAGGAUGUAAUUUUUGAUCUAUCCUAGAAAUUAAUGAAUUGAAAAACAGUAUUUCACCUGUUACCCUGUUACUUGUUUCACCUGCUUAAGAAAUGAAUUAUUUCUUAAAUACUACACCAGAGAAUGCCUGUUUUUUAUUGGAAGACAAAAUCCAACAGUGAAACAGGCUUGAAUCUUGGAUCUUCCUCUUAAGCCGAAAAAAUGUGUUGCUUUCUUUGGUGGAAUUUCCUGCUCAUAGUUUCCAGAGUUAAUUAGUAAAGGGAGCUAAAGACAUCAAUGAAAAUAAUCCUUAGCAGUAAGUGAGAGCUGUGUAGAUGUGGAAUUGUUGUUAUUAGUCAACAUAAAGUUUUUGGAAUAGCUGUAAGGUCUUGACACACAACUUGGGAGUAAACUAUUAUGUCUGUUAUGGUAUUUAUUUGAAUAUCAAAAAAAUAGUGUUUGUUAUAAAGUGCCCUGUUUGAUUUUGUUUGGUUUGGAGUUGUUUGUGUUUUUUUUUUCUUUUUGUUUUUAAAGAUUUGUCACUUCUGAUAUGCUUUUACAGGAAGCUUAGGGGAGGAUUUUGCUGAAAUCUUGGUGUGGUUCUUAUGUCAUACCUUCAUGGUUUAAAAUUUGACCAAAUUUAGCUUAACCCUCUUUUGUUUCCUCUUUCUUUCUCGCCCACUCCUAUCACUUUCACUCUGGGUUAGCUCUUGUUCACUGUGUACCCAUACAAAUGCUGCUGCCUGCGGAAGAGAAGCUCUGGUACAGGAGCAGUGAUGUCUUUGGGUGUCAAUGCAGGAUUAAAAAAUAUGACGACUCAGUCAGAUUUAGAUCUAAAAGAGACAGCUUUGAAAGAGGAUUUGAAGUUUUACUUCAUGAACCCAUGUGAAAAAUACAGAGCAAGACGUCAGAUACCAUGGAAACUGGCUUUGCAGAUUUUGAAGAUACUUAUGGUUACUACACAGCUUGUUUUUUUUGGCUUGAGUAACCAGCUGGUGGUCUCAUUCAAAGAGGAAAACACAAUUGCUUUUAAACACCUCUUCCUGAAAGGCUAUUCUGGAACUGAUGAAGAUGACUACAGCUGCAGUAUAUAUACACAACAGGAUGCAUAUGAUAGCAUUUUUUAUGUUAUUAAUCAGUACAGGCAUUUAAAGAACAUAUCCCUGGGGACACUUGGUUAUGAACAUGAAGAAUCAGGUUUAAAAAUCUGUAAACAGCAGUACAAGAGAGGCACAAUGCUUCCUUCCAAUGAUACACUGAACAUAGAUGUUUCUACUGAAACAGAAUGUAUCCUUUUAAAGCCAAAGGAACUAACUGGUAAAAAGGCAGAACUGAAGCUGAACUCUUCUUUUUUCAAUCUUGAAUUUUACAGGCUUAUACAGCUUGAAAUCUCCUUCAAGCUGAAAGGCAUUGCUCUACAGACAAUCCAUGCCCGAGAAUUGCCUGACUGCUAUGCAUUUCAAAAUACUAUAACUUUCAAUAAUAGAGCCCACAGUGGAAAAAUCAAGAUCUAUUUUGAUAGUGACACUGACAUUCAGGAAUGCAAAGACUGGCACAUAUUUAACUCUGUUCUCCAGAAAAACACUCAGUAUAUUCUAGUCUUUGAUGGAUUUGUCAUAUUAAGUUGCUUGGCUUCUCUCAUCCUCUGCACACGCUCCAUCAUUCUUGCCUGGAGACUACAGAAGAGAUUUGUGACUUUCUUCUUGGAGAAAUACAAGCGCCGUGUUUGUUAUGCUGACCGCCUGGAGUUCCUAAAUGGGUGGUAUGUCCUGGUAAUUAUCAGUGAUGUGAUGACAAUCAUUGGGUCAAUCCUAAAAAUGGAAAUAAAAGCCAAGAACCUCACAAGUUAUGAUGUCUGCAGCAUUUUACUUGGAACAUCAACUUUGUUUGUCUGGGUUGGAGUCAUCAGAUACCUGGGAUAUUUUCAAACCUACAAUGUGCUCAUUUUAACUAUGCAGGCAUCGUUGCCAAAAGUGCUGAGGUUUUGUUGUUGUGCUGGGAUGAUCUAUCUUGGCUAUACUUUCUGUGGUUGGAUUGUCCUGGGACCUUAUCAUGAAAAGUUUGAAGAUCUGAACACGGUGGCUGAAUGUCUGUUUUCUUUGGUCAAUGGUGAUGAUAUGUUUGCAACAUUUGCUCAAAUCCAGCACAAGAGUUCGCUGGUGUGGAUGUUCAGCCGAUUAUACCUGUACUCCUUCAUUAGUCUGUUUAUAUACAUGAUCCUCAGCCUUUUUAUUGCACUCAUUACUGACUCCUAUGACACCAUAAAGAAAUACCAACAAAGUGGUUUUCCAGUAACAGAUUUACACGAAUUUCUAAAAGACCAUAGUAGCGCUGGCUACAGAAAAGACAGAACUUUUCCAUUCAUCUGCUGCUGCAGGAGACAAGAGAGUGAUGACAACUUGAUACUUAUUAAUUGAUGGCUGCACAUUGAAAUUCACCACUGAUAUAUGCAAAGGAAGCAUAGCAGUAUGGAGAAGGAUAAUUCUCCAAAUUGCAGUGGAACCCACCAUCUGGAUCUGCCUCAUGAACAGACUAGUCUUAGCUAAUUAAGCUUUUGGGGGAAGAAAACUAUUAAUGUGAUGUCAGCUGGCUGACCAACAGGAGAGCCCAGCAGCUGUGUCUGAAGGAGAGCUGUGAAGAACUCUGUAUUCUUGCCUCAAGUUUCAUCAUGUUAGAGAAGACUGAUCCUUGAGUGUUUUCUGUAGAAGCUCUGUUUGCUGAUAACCUUGUGGAGGAAGGAAAAUGGUGGUGAAUCAACUGUUGUUAAUAAGAAAAAAUUAUAUGAAAAUAACUUUUAAAAAUAUCCUGUGUUAAAAAGUAUUAAAUAAAAGGAAGUCAAGAAGGGAGGAGUUUUUCACUUAAAGUGAUGCAUGCAGCCUGUCAUUUCUGCUUGGCACAUUUUAUUUAUUUGAAUUAAAUUUAUCAUAAACUAAAAAGCUGCACAAACGUGGAAAAUAAUUGCUGUUCUCCCUCUUGUAUAUCAUUUUAACACAAAUCACUUAUAGGUCACAGUCUUUUCUUUAACAGCUUUACUAAAAAGCAAUUUGCUAUCCUUUUUUUUUGGCUGUCUUUUCUGUUAUACCCACAAUAUUGAUUUGUACUGUGUCCAGAUUGAACUUACUGCUUUAGCUGUAGUUAGAUACUUUUUUUGCAUGGUUGGAAACUUUCAUGGUAAGCAUUACCUGAAGACUGCUGAAAAGAUUUUUUUUUUUUUUUUUUUGGUGGUGCUAUAGUGUUGUACUGUCAUAAUCCAGAGGACAAAUUCAGGCAAAAACGGUGCCAUGGAGCUUUGCUUCUAUUUCAAGCACAUGUCAAUUGGAAGAAAAUAUGCAACAACUGAGUCUUGUAGCUGGUUUGUUCAGGUGACUUUCUAGCUGUCUUUGGGAUGGUCAACUAUAAAGAUUGUAUUUUCCCCUUGCCUCUUUAUAAGCUUUUUUCGAUGAGAACAGAGGACUUUGGGGAACUUAAAAGCACUUCCAGGAUAGUAGUGCAUAGAUGUUAAUCACGUACUUCUGGAAACUUUUAGGAGUGCUGACUGCUCCUGGGGUGAGUGUACUAUUAUAUUAGAUGCUCCACUUUUGUCUCUCCCCUGUUUGCUCUCUAAAACGCCACUCUUCAGCAGAUGAUGUCAGUGUGUUGGCUAGGACUUGGUCUUGCUGUGUGUUAACUACUAAUGGUGUUCUCUGUAAGUUCUAGCUUGUUAAUGUUUCAAAUGGCAAAGGCAAUUCAAAAUGCUGCCCUGGUAUGAGUGAGAUGAGUGGCAGCUUUUCCUUUUUUUUGCUGUUUUGUUCUAAUCUCCUGCCUGGUGUUUACCUUCAUAACAAUUAAACUUUUUUUGUUGUUAGUGAAAGCGAAUGCCAUUUUGCCUUGCUUAGGCUGCAGCUAAGUGUCUAGAACAGAAUUUUGGUGUCAGUAUUUCGAUGCAUCCAGGCUCUGCACAUUUUAAUGCUUCUAUUGCUGAAAUAUAUUUGGGACAGAGAAUAUUUUUCCCAUCCCAGUCUAAACAAUGUGUUGCUGUGGCCUAAUCUCACUACAGCGUGUGGCUGUAACUGAAAUUGCUACCAAUAACCAAGACUUGGUGCUCUUAGCAAAGAUUUUCUGUAAUUGUCUUUUCAUCAAGUGUGUGAUCUAGAACAGAGAAUUACUGUCUUCCACUGUCGGCUUUUCUCCUAGUGUUUAUCUGCAAGACUUGUUUGGGUCAAUGUUAGCCUUUUGGUGUAUUCUCUGGGGCCCUGGGUAAUCAAAAAAUCUUCUGCAGACCGCAGAAUUAUCAGCAUAAACUGAUUGCCAAGGUCCCCUUGUCUCUUACAGUGUGCUAUCUACUUGGUUAUGUACAAGAUGCUGGAGUUUUCUGAGUUUCCUGCUAUUUUACUAGUUGGCUUUCUGGAGUGCCUCUUUCUAAAUCAAACAGUUCCAUCAUGUCUGAAAA
This is a messenger RNA of Corvus hawaiiensis (hawaiian crow), 5284 nucleotides long. RefSeq names its product mucolipin TRP cation channel 2 (gene MCOLN2). Bases 1632 to 3272 code for a protein of 546 amino acids. NCBI's taxonomy places the organism in Eukaryota, Metazoa, Chordata, Aves, Passeriformes, Corvidae. Gene Ontology annotation, cellular component: lysosomal membrane; plasma membrane. Gene Ontology annotation, molecular function: NAADP-sensitive calcium-release channel activity. The transcript is spliced from 14 exons. The record is from RefSeq and is a predicted model, not a curated record.